AUCAGGCGUUUGGCUAAACUUGGUAUCCCUUGAAGCCAGCUGUCGGAAAUGAAGUAUAACCUAAAAUUAGUAAAUUUAUUUUCAUGCAGUAAAUAGUCUGUGUAUAACAAACAAUUUUCAAAAUGCCUCCAAAGAAGGAUACAAAAGGCGGUAGCAGAGAUAACAAAGCAGUGGGUAGUAAAAAAGGAGGUGGUGCAGCAAGUGAAGAAAAAGGUAAGGAAAAGAAAGGUGGAAAUGCUGUAAAAGUAAGACAUAUACUUUGCGAAAAGCAAGGCAAGAUACUAGAGGCUUUGGAGAAGUUGAAAGCAGGCCAAAAAUUCCCCGAGGUGGCAGCCGCGUACAGUGAAGAUAAGGCCCGUCAGGGUGGUGACUUAGGUUGGCAAAUUCGUGGUGCUAUGGUAGGACCCUUCCAAGAUGCCGCCUUCGCUUUGCCUGUUUCGAAUGUAACCAAUCCAGUGUACACAGAUCCACCCAUAAAGACUAAGUUUGGCUAUCACAUUAUAAUGGUGGAAGGGAAGAAAUAGAUAUGCAUUUUCUGUUGUAGAAUUAAAAAAAGCUUCAAUUUAAUAAAUUUACAAGAUUUUAUAAAUAUGCUUUAA
Molecule: messenger RNA, 599 nt
Organism: Anastrepha ludens (Mexican fruit fly)
Lineage: Eukaryota; Metazoa; Arthropoda; Insecta; Diptera; Tephritidae
Product: peptidyl-prolyl cis-trans isomerase NIMA-interacting 4
Exons: 2
Coding region: 123-524 (133 amino acids)
Biological process (GO): rRNA processing
Molecular function (GO): peptidyl-prolyl cis-trans isomerase activity; DNA binding
Source: RefSeq, a predicted model, not a curated record